Molecule: messenger RNA, 396 nt
Organism: Microthlaspi erraticum
Lineage: Eukaryota; Viridiplantae; Streptophyta; Magnoliopsida; Brassicales; Brassicaceae
Source: the annotation of a GenBank genome assembly
AUGAACUUGUUCCCCACCAAGUAUGAAAAUGGGAAGAUUGAGUACAAGAUAAGGUACAAGGGGAGAUCAAGACCAUUCUCUAGGGCUAAAGCCUUGGUCACUUCUGAGCAAUCCAGGGAUCCAACCAAGUUGAAGGAGCUUCUAUCUCAAGUCCUCACUAUCACCCUUGAUGUUUCUAGCUCUUGUUCUAGAGCAUCCAUCAUCCAAGCAAGGGAAUCCACUUUGAGAAGCAACAAGGUUAAGAUGUUGAGAGGUGAAGGAAGCCAUGCAACUCUUGGAAAGAAAGAAGUAGCAAGGGGAGCAAGAAGACUGCUAGAGGGAGUGAGUGAAUUGGAUAGGGAAGAGAUUGAGAGAUUGAGGGAGGAACGGAGGACUGAUGCGGCAUCUAUGGGAUGA